AUGGCGCUGAACCCUCAGUACGAUGCUAUCGGUAAAGGUUUUGUACAGCAAUAUUACACACUAUUCGACGAUCUGGCACAGCGGCCAAAUCUGGCAAAUAUGUACAACGUAGAAACAUCAUUUAUGACUUUUGAAGGAGUUCAAUUACAGGGUGCAGUUAAAAUUAUGGAAAAAUUAAAUAGUUUGACAUUUCAAAAGAUUACCAGAUUAGUAACAUCAGUAGAUUCCCAGCCAAUGUUUGAUGGUGGUGUAUUAAUUAAUGUUCUCGGCAGAUUGCAGUGCGAUGAGGACCCGCCGCAUCCCUACAUGCAGACCUUUGUCUUGAAACCACUUGGAGAUUCUUUCUUUGUUCAGCACGAUAUAUUCCGUCUCGGCAUUCACGACGUCGCU
Iphiclides podalirius (scarce swallowtail) is the source of this 390-nucleotide messenger RNA. The record is from the annotation of a GenBank genome assembly. Lineage: Eukaryota; Metazoa; Arthropoda; Insecta; Lepidoptera; Papilionidae.